This is a messenger RNA of Owenia fusiformis, 4367 nucleotides long. The record is from the annotation of a GenBank genome assembly. Lineage: Eukaryota; Metazoa; Annelida; Polychaeta; Sabellida; Oweniidae.
AUGGACCACAACAAGGAAAACAAGGCAGCUGAUUGGUUGGAUUCAUGUUUCAAGGAAACAUUGCUGCCACAAUCACCAUGGAAACAGGUCUCUGAAAAUAUCUGUAAGACACUGGCAAAGAAGGUCUCUAAUCAGUUCAAGCAUGAGAAGCGCAAGGAAGUUAUAUUGCAGACCUUAGGUGAACCCUUCGCUAAACAGUACUUCCCUGAUGAGCUGCCUAAUGCUAAUAUUCUGGCUCCUCCACACACUAGUGUUGAAGAGAGGAGGCAACUAGAAGUAGAGGCCCACUCUUGGUUGUAUAACCAGGUUAUCAAGAUAGGCAAGGGGCAAGGCUGUUACAGAAUUCCACCAGGGGCUAACAGAGAUGGUUUGAGUGAAGAAAUGAAGGAGUUCCUGUCACACACCUAUUUGGUAAUGCAUGAUGGCAUGGACAGGGAACUACAUAAACUAGAGCAAGCAGCAGUUAAAAAGAAGCGUCAUGAAAUACAGGAAGAGAAGGAGCAUAAACGUAAACGUGAGAUAGCAAGACUGGAAACAUGGCCACUUCGACGAAGACAAUCGUCACUUCUCUCUGCCCAGAGUUCAAUGGCAUCAGUUCCAACCUCAGCUAAGAUAAAAGGUGUUAUAAAUGAACAUGGGACCAGUGAGCCAGUAUUCUGUAGCGCAAUGAGUGAGGCAAUAGGGGAGUCUGUGAUUGAUAUAUUGAAGAAAGAUCCUCGUAGAUUUGACGAGGUCACUGCAAGACUUCAUGGAAAGCAACUCCCGGAGACUCUACGCUCGUACAUGUGGGAUGACGUUUUAUUAAAGGAAGAGCGAAGCCGAAUGAAAGAUGCGAAUACUGAGACAUUGGUGCGAGAGAGGUUUGGUAAAGGUGUUGCAAGAGGAGUCAGUGAUUUGAAGAUCAAUAGGGCGACACAAUCUCCCAUAGCUGGACUUAUUGAGAAUGCUGUCAUUGAGACAUAUGAGAAAACAGCGAGUAUGGAACCUUACCAGAGUGCCACACACAUGAAAGAAGCUGUGAGAGUACUGAAUAUUCUCUACACAUAUGAUAGAAGUUAUGAACCAUACCUCAUCUAUUGGUUAUUACUGCUACAAAUAGCCAACAAAAAUACAAGAGAUGCAGCUGAGCAUGUAUAUGACCUGGCCAUGAAGUUAGACCUCCUGCAAAAGAACUGUUUCCCUAGCUGGCCUGAAGUGUUUGAAACUGCGGAGAAAACACUGACGCAACUCCAGAGUGUAGACAGUGAAUUCUAUAAUCAUUUGAAAGAUAUCGCCCAGAAGAAUGUGCAGUCAAAUCCUAAGGAGUUCAUGGUUCAAUUACUUCACCAGGAGAAGCUGCAGAAAACAGCAACAACUGAUGCUCCCUCGCGUGAGCUGCUGGCUGAUCCAAUCAUAUUCCUUCGUAAAUGGAUCGGGGAAGGCUUUGUAGGCAUAUUGGACAUUCAGGCAGCUAUAAUUGUAUGGGACCAGUGUAUUAUGCAAAAGUGGAACCCAAAGGUGCUACAGGACUUUGCCAUAGCCCUACUAAUGCUACUGAGAGUAUACUUCAUUGAGGCAACAGAUUACCCCAAAAUGAGAAAGAUAUUCCUGGAAGGGCCAUGUAGUUUAUAUACAAUGGACAUUCUAAAAGCUUGGGUACAUUUACAACAUGGUUGCGAUCCCACAGAGGUGCCAUCUAUGAACAGACUUACACAACUAAGGUCUAAUCAGACUCCAUCCAGAGUCAGUCGUAGGACUGCUAGACCUGGUAGUAUUGCCUCUGUGUCUCUUAGCCCUAAUGGACGAGUCCUGGAACCAAUAGGAGUGAAGAACAUCUCUCUUAAGUUGAUUGUUCCACCUGACAGCAUUAAGAAGCACCCCUGGAUGGCAACGGUCAACCCCAAACAUCUGCAACUAGAUGCUGUGUUGCAUUUUGGGAGUGUUGAGAUUCGCAGGGAAGACUUCAAGGUUGAACCUGAUCUUAACAAUGACAACACUGUGAAAUAUGGCGGUCGGGAAUUCACCAUAACAUUCCCACCAGAGGAAGGAUUUGUGUACAAUGAUAUCAACCCAUCAAACUAUGAUCUGGAAUUUGAAAUGGGAGGUUACCCAUACAUCAUAUUUCAGCUACUAUAUAAAAGUGCAGAUUUGAGAACAGCCAUAGGUUGGUCCAGGGUGCCAUUAUAUAGAUGGGAGUCUGACUGGAAGAUGCAGCUUGGGCAAUACUCUUAUAGUGUGUUAGCAGGAGACUUGCCAGGCUCUAGCUCUACACAACCCACAGAUCUUAUUGGUCCAGACUGUGAACUAAGUGUGUUGGUUUAUGACCCCAAAAGAGGUACACCAACUCCCAGAAACAAUGAACCUACCUCUCCUCGUGUAGCCAAUCAAACACCAGCCAACAAAACACGAGUCCAUAAAACACCAGUGAAACCAGCCAUUAUUACACCAAGCAAGCAAUCACCAGCCCAGGGUAAAGUGAGAACUCCAAGUCCCUUUGAUGGAGAAGUCCAUGAUACCUUUGUCAAUCAUGCUCGUAGGGUAGGAGCUGAAGUAAACCCUCCCCCGAGCACAUUUGAACAGGGCUUUGAUCUCUAUAUAGAUGAUGUACACUUCAUACCUGACAACGCUACAAUUAUAAAGGUCACAGGGAGAUUCCUGAGGACAGGGGAGGUAUCAGGUAUCCCAGACAUCUCAGCUUACCCACAGUUAAAGAGUCUGGUAAGGUCACCCAGGUUCAAUUACAGAAUGGGGGUAAAUGAGGAUGAUAAACAGAUGGAAGCUGGGACAUUAUUAGUGCUUCGUGUCUACACUUUGGAUAGAGAAGAUGGAGACCUGGUUGUCAUAGGAACUUGCUUAGUUGAAGUAUUCACAAAAAAGGGUGAUUUACGUGUGGGCGGUCACCAGGUGGCGCUGCGACAUGGCAUGCCAAGUGACAAGGGUGGUGUUGCUGCUCUGAAUGGACGCUCUAUGGACAAUAGUCCAAAGAUCCCUGGCUGUUCAAUACUAUUCAGACUUCUGCCUCAUUCACAGACACCAGCCCCUCAGCCUUCAUACAACGGUGGCUAUUACAACAGUAACAAGGCUAUACCCAACAAUUCAGAGUUAAUUGUAAUGGAGGGGAUUAAGAAACAGUUAGAGUACAAAGUCUCUGUACAAGACAUGGCAAGGGAGCUGAUGGCCAUAGAAACUGAAGAGGAUCCAGAAACUAUCAGCGACAGUGAUCUCAUGGAAUGGUACAAACAAAGAUUAGAUGCUAGUGUACAACUGCCCUCUGGGCAAGCAGCAGGGAACCUCACCAUACAGAAGAUGGUGACUUAUGACCAGUCAGUUGGGGCAUGUAUUGAGAUCAGAAAGGGAACUGGAUUCUCAGUUUCUGAGCCUAUCACCUGUUUAGCCAAGAUUCUUGAAGGAGAUGGCGCCACUAGUUCUGACAUCACCUGGAUAACGCAGGGUCUUGAUCCAUCGUCAACCAACAAAGAUCCAAUAUGGACUGGACCAUUAAUGACCAUAACACCAGAGUACAACCAAUUUACUGUGGUUGCCGUGAAAGUGAAAUCUGGGAACAAACAAAUUGGUUGGACGGCUUUUCCGUUAUUUGACGGUACUGCCAUAUUUGGAGGAGAAAUAGUAACACAGGUGUUCAGUGGAAAAAAAAUACCAAGUAAGGUCAUUGACAGUCUAAAGACUAUGCCAGCCAAUGAGGUUUUAACGAGUAAAAUUAAUAAAAGUGGUAAACUGGGUAAUGCGAAACUGUCAGUGGCAUUAUGGGAUGGACACUUUACGGAGGAGGAUCUUCCCAUCAACCCCCUUCCACUUAUAGAGUGGUGACAUCUAUAGACAGUUGGAGGAUACUGAGUGCCAAAUUGUUCACACGAAUGAACAGAUGUGUGACAGAUUGAAGUAAUAUUAAUGACUCAUGUAGAUGGCAGAUCACUACUUGUCAACUGUUGGCAGUAUUCAAAACCUGUCUCAUGGGUUUGUGUGUAAAUCAUGCAAAAUCAAAAGUUCAAUUGCGCUUUAUAUCAAUUUGUCUUCUUAUAAUUCUUUACUGACAUGUUGAGCAAUUAAAGUCAAGUCUGUCCACCCAAGUGGGGAUUGAAACAUGUGACCUUUGAUGACUUUUAGUUAGUUAGUCAUUAAACAGUAUAACAUUAACUGUUCAGGUAGUUCAUAAUUGUAAAUAUUGUACAUCACAAUGUAUAUUUAUUUGUACAGAAGUUCACCAUAAUUUUGUUUUCCGACAUCAACUUUUGACAUGUAGAUAGUAACACCAUCUCUUUGACAAGGAUGUAUCUUACUGAUACAAUUAAUUGAAUUAAUUGAAUAGAAACUUGAUACCUAUUGUAGAGAUUAAUAGUGGGUAUUUAAUAAAGUAUACAUGAUGAACC